Saccoglossus kowalevskii is the source of this 915-nucleotide messenger RNA. Its product is annotated as protocadherin-like wing polarity protein stan-like. Lineage: Eukaryota; Metazoa; Hemichordata; Enteropneusta; Harrimaniidae. The record is from RefSeq and is a predicted model, not a curated record.
GAUUCUCCGAUAGGAACAUUUGUUGUGGAUGUCAAUGCCACAGAUCCAGACGUGAUUGGAAAGAUAACAUAUUCGCUGUCACUUACAAAAGAAUCUGUCCGGGUCCUGUUCGAAAUCGAUGAACAGUCUGGUGUUAUUACGACGAACGCAAUAUUUACUAUUGAUGUAGCAGACACGGAUGGUAUGCAGGGAAUAUUUGAGAUCGAUCCAGUUACUGCCAAUAUAUCCACUGUUUAUUCUCUGGACCCCUUCGAGGUAACACCAUUUUAUAAUUUGACUGUUAUCGCUUCUGAUGGAGGAGAACGACCUAAGUCAAGUACUGUUCCUGUAUAUGUUACUGUCACAGACGUAAUAGACCCAACUACACCAAGUGGUUCGGAAUGCCUGUCUGAAGAUGACACAUGUGGCUGUCAAAUAUUAGUCACAGUUAUAAUACUGUUAUUAGUUGUUGUUUCUGUUAUUGCCCUUUAUUAUUGCUGUCGACAAGUAUGUCAAGAAAAAGACAGAUAUAAUUUGGGAUGGAGAAAAAUAAAGGGCAGUUCGAAAACAUCUGAAGACGAACAGGUACCACACAAAAAAGGUGAGUUCUUCAUCGAUUCGAAUGGAACAAUAUAUGCUGUAUGUAACAUUGACAGUAAAGAAAUUGCUUUGUAUACGUUAACAGUUAUGGCCACAGACAAUGGGGAAGAACCACAGAAUAGUACUGUUCCUGUAGACAUCAUAGUUAUCGAUUUCAAUGACAACACGUCUACAUUCACUGAAAGUCACUUCAAUGGCUUUGUUGAGGAAAAUGUACAGUAUCACGUCAAAACCGUCCAAGUGAUUGCAACUGAUGCAGAUGAAGGUUACACUGCUGAUGUGUACUACACAAUUUUGUGUGGGGACGACGGCGAUUUUGCAAUUGACAAUGAAUAA